UUUUCACUACUCAUGUGAGCAACACGAGAUAUGUUUGAACACGAGCGUGCACGGAUCCUGCAAGAGAGUCACUAGGAUCCAUGGGCUAGGGUACAUCGAGGCCGAUUGUACAAUCGACGGAGUUAAGGAUCAUUCAAGUUUGAGUCUCCAAAAAACACAACAGCCAUGUUCGACGAAUGCAGGCGAAGAGAUAACUUACCCUGUUGUCGCCGUGGCACAUUAGCUCAUGGUAAACUGAAAGAUUGGAUUGAUCGAACGGGCCAGUUCGCUCUGCAACACAAUGCGUCAACCGACAUCAAUGAGAGUAACGUGACGCGUAUCCGUCUGUUGAUGUGCGAAAGAACGGCAUGGCCAAAACUUGGAUUUCCUGUGAGUCAAGCGUGUUUCCUCGAAUUAGAAAGAGUCUUUGACUUUCCAAAGGCUACCCUGCCCUUGAUUUUAGCAAUACGGGGCUGGAGCUCUAUAACUUGAAUUACAACCGACUAGAAAGCGGAUCUCAGAUACUGGC
This is a messenger RNA of Truncatella angustata, 508 nucleotides long. RefSeq lists its product as uncharacterized. Lineage: Eukaryota; Fungi; Ascomycota; Sordariomycetes; Amphisphaeriales; Sporocadaceae. Bases 166 to 471 code for a protein of 101 amino acids. The transcript has a single exon. The record is from RefSeq and is a predicted model, not a curated record.